GUACAGCAACAGGGAAAACUCUCACACAAUUCGUCAGGGAAACACUUGAGGCAAUCAAAUUAGUUCUGAUCGCCGUUUCGCUUUAAGAGGGGGCACAACGGGGAUUUUGGGGAGCCGUGGAAGUAAAUACAGCAAUUGGUCACUUUAGGGAAUGGCAGCAUUUCAGACAGAACGAAAAACUAGUCUUCAAAUGGCAUCUAACGACUGCAGUUUUUUGCUGCUGCUGGCGAUUUUGACUUGCUGCAGUUUUUGGUGUGUUGAUGGACUUGAAAAUGGAUUGGCGAGGACGCCACCUAUGGGCUGGAUGCCGUAUGAAAGAUUUCGUUGCGUGACGGAUUGUGCAAAAUUCCCCAGGGAUUGCAUCAGUGAGUCUCUGUUUAAGCGUACUGCGGAUCUCUUGGUAUCUGAGGGAUAUGCGUCACUUGGCUACGAGUAUCUCAUAAUCGAUGACUGUUGGAUGGAACAAGAACGGAAUGCAAUUACGCGAAAACUAGUUGCCGAUCGAAAACGUUUUCCCAGCGGUCUUAAAGCACUCUCAAACUAUGCAAGUCCUGUUGGAAUUUCUUGCCUAUUUCAUUUGCAUUUCAUUCACAUUUCAACAGAUUCAUGAAAGAGGCCUGAAGUUUGGUCUUUAUCACGAUAUUGGCCUGAGAACUUGCAUGGAUGUGGGACCGGGUGCCCAAGGACACUUCUCACUCGAUGCCGAGACCUUUGCCAAUUGGGGCGUGGACUAUGUUAAGCUGGAUGGCUGCUUUGCCAAGCACAUGGACUUGGAUACUGCCUAUCCACAAUUUGGCAGGGCAUUAAAUAGAACGGGUCGACCCAUGGUCUAUUCCUGCAGUUGGCCAUUCUACAAAAAGAUGCCCAACUACGAGCUUAUCAAAACCCACUGCAAUCUCUGGAGAUUUACGGAGGAUGUUGAGGAUUCUCAUCUAUCUGUGAUUCGCAUCAUGUACAAUUAUUUUAAAAACCAAAAUACAUUGGUCAAGAAUGGCGGCCCUGGGCAUUGGAAUGAUCCAGAUAUGUUGGUGCUUGGCAACUUUAUGCUGAGCUAUGAGGCAAGUCGUCUUCAACUGGCCAUGUGGGCGGUAAUGGCAGCUCCUCUAAUAAUGACCAAUGAUUUGGAGACUGUGCGUCCUGAAAUUAAGGCAUUAUUACAGAAUCGAGAUAUAAUCCAAGUGGAUCAGGAUGUGCUUGGCAUUCCGGGCGAAUUAGCACUCACUUCCGGAAAUGUACAGGUCUGGCUACGACCCAUUAUGCCCAUUAAUAACGAGGGCCUUCACUCCUAUGCCGUGGCAUUUGUGCUUCAUGGACAAAAUCCCCCCUGCCCCUUGUGCCCACAGACAUUUGAAGCUCUCCUGGAACACUUGGGUCUUAAGAAUGCUAUGGGUUACUCGGUUAAUGAUCUGUUUAAUAUAAGUAACUAUUUGGGAUUGUAUAAGCCAAAGGAUAAAUUUAAAACUCGAAUCAAUCCACAAGGAGUCAGCUUUUAUAAAUUCACAGCAGAAGAUUUUUAUUAAUGAAAAAUAAUUUAAAAAAAAGAAAAUAUUAUCAAAAUCUAUUUUAGUAAAUGUAGCAUAUAUAAUUGA
Molecule: messenger RNA, 1589 nt
Organism: Drosophila innubila
Lineage: Eukaryota; Metazoa; Arthropoda; Insecta; Diptera; Drosophilidae
Product: alpha-N-acetylgalactosaminidase-like
Exons: 6
Coding region: 543-1520 (325 amino acids)
Biological process (GO): glycoside catabolic process; glycosylceramide catabolic process; oligosaccharide metabolic process
Cellular component (GO): cytoplasm
Molecular function (GO): alpha-galactosidase activity
Source: RefSeq, a predicted model, not a curated record